This is a messenger RNA of Stereum hirsutum FP-91666 SS1, 1428 nucleotides long. RefSeq lists its product as uncharacterized. The record is from RefSeq and is a predicted model, not a curated record. The coding region runs from base 49 to 1227 and encodes 392 amino acids. Gene Ontology annotation, cellular component: cytoplasm; Atg12-Atg5-Atg16 complex; phagophore assembly site membrane. Gene Ontology annotation, biological process: nucleophagy; autophagy of mitochondrion; C-terminal protein lipidation. NCBI's taxonomy places the organism in Eukaryota, Fungi, Basidiomycota, Agaricomycetes, Russulales, Stereaceae. The transcript is spliced from 6 exons.
ACAACAUACCCAUCGACAUUUUGCUUGACAUUCAGGCCAAUUUUCUCCAUGUCAACAUACACCGGCGCCCGACGUUCACCGUCAACGUUCUCCUCCCCCGCCUCGACCACCCUCUUUCGUCGGCUAACAUGGGAAGGAACUGUACCACUAGAGAUACGCGUUGACCCCAAGGAACUUCCAGCCAAUUCUAACCGCGGACUGGAAUGUUACUUCCUCCAAGCUCCGCGCGUCAGCUAUCUCCCCCUUCUCGUCCCGGAAAUCAAGCGUUUUCUGUGUGAUGUCGUCUUCGACGACGAGGCUGCGAGAACGAUAGGAUCGAAGGAGGAGGACUGGUGGUUUGAGAGCGAGGAAGGUGGACUGAUCAAGUGGCAUUGGCCCAUAGGUCUGAUCCACGACAAUCACACUAUCGCGUCCUCUCUACGCCCGACGCCCUCUACUUCCACAUCGUCGCCGUUUGGUGGUCCACAAACGACCCCGCUUCGGCUUACUCUUCAUCUGGCGUCGCCACCAACGGAUAAGCUCUUGAUCGCGCCGAGCGCAGAGGCAUGCAAGCAGGCGUUCAUGGGUCAGCUGAAGGAGGCUGAUUUCAUGCGCUGGGGUAGUACGAAGAGGAUGACGGGGUUGAGAAAGCAGGAGCAAGACGGGAUAUGGGAGGGUAUCAAAGACCACAACUUCGACGACUACUGGCGCGUCGCCUCUAAAGUGACACCAUCCACCCUCCCCACAUCCACCCGCCCUACCUCUCCCUCCGGAAAUCCACACUCCACCCUCAACCGUCUCGCCUCCGAACAAGGCAUAUCGUCAAAUUCUACCUCCAUGCACACACGUCCUCCGAGUGCCGAUCCUCAGGAUAGUAGCAGAGACAGAGAGAAGAACGAUUCAGCGUGGAGUGUGAGGAGUGUGCCGGUGAGGGUGUACUUGCCGGAGGGACCGGUGAUGCAGGAGUUGGUGCCUCCGUUAAUGGAGGAUGGCUCCCCGACAACGUUGUCUGAUUUCUUGAACCAGCACUUUCCGCUGCUAUUCCCUUCGCCGACUCCCCAAAGGCCACAAGUACGCAACCUGGGCUACACACUGAUCCAAGGGGUCCUUGCACCCUUCGAAGCCGAAAUGGCCUGGAUAGGCGCCUGCAUGGCCGGCGCUGACGGCUGGGUGAACAUUUGUGUGGGCUUGGUCCCUGCGAGCAGUGGAGGCGGCGGCGGCGGAGGUGCUACCCCAAGAAGACGAUAAGACCCGGGCGGGAUCUGUGGUAUGGAAGUUUAAUAAGUUACGGGCGGAUGGUGGUGCUUGAAUGGAAGGGUAAUACUUUCUUCGUUUGAUUGUGCUGGUGUCGCAGGAUAUACUUGGGCACAUUUGUCCUGUGGGAGGACUGAUACCAUGCAUUUGUGUCGAUUUAUAAGGAUUCUUUUUCUAUGGCUAGAUGUUUAUUGU